Anastrepha ludens (Mexican fruit fly) is the source of this 1052-nucleotide messenger RNA. Its product is annotated as 3-oxoacyl-[acyl-carrier-protein] reductase FabG-like. The record is from RefSeq and is a predicted model, not a curated record. The coding region runs from base 109 to 891 and encodes 260 amino acids. The transcript has a single exon. Gene Ontology annotation, molecular function: oxidoreductase activity. NCBI's taxonomy places the organism in Eukaryota, Metazoa, Arthropoda, Insecta, Diptera, Tephritidae.
CGCAAUCUUGUUUAUAUCAUUCUUGGGUACUUGGAGUAUUUUUUUAUUAUUUGAUAUUAUCUGAUAGACGAUUUCACAAUUUCGCUGCGUUGUGUCUUUAAUGGGAGUAUGGAUUUCAAGGAUAAAGUUGUGUUAAUCACGGGUGCCAGCUCUGGGAUUGGUGCCGCUGCAGCUGUUCAGUUCGCCAAAUUAGGUGCAAAACUGGCUUUGGUUGGACGAAAUAUGGAAAAUCUUAAAGAAACAGAAGGAAAGUGUGAAAAUGCUGCUGUAGGUGAUGGUUCAUCAGCACCGUUGCUCAUAAAGACAGACUUGACAGAUGAGAGCGCAGUGUCAACUAUCAUAACCGAAGUUUUGAACAAAUUUGGUCAAAUUGAUGUAUUGGUAAACAAUGCUGGAAUCAUCGAGAGUGGUAGCAUUGAGAAUACCAGUCUUGAGCAGUUCGAUAGGAUGAUGAAUGUAAAUGUACGUUCAGUGUAUCAACUCACUAUGCUCGUUGUACCGGAGUUGAUUAAAACAAAAGGCAAUAUCGUUAAUGUUUCCAGCGUUUGCGGUUUACGUGCUUUUCCUAAUGUUUUAGCUUACAACGUAUCCAAAUCGGCAAUUGAUCAGUUUACACGUUGUGUUGCUCUGGAACUUGCACCAAAGGGAGUGCGUUGCAACUCGGUUAAUCCGGGUGUCGUAGUUACCAACCUACAUAAACGUUCUGGUAUGAAUGAUGAUGCUUAUGAGAAAUUCCUGGAACACUGUAAGACUACACACGCACUUGGACGAGCAGGCGACGCAGAAGAAGUGGCCAAUGCUAUUUGUUUUUUGGCCAGUGGCAUGGCCACAUUUACUACGGGGAUGAAUAUGCCUGUCGAUGGUGGUAGGCAUGCCAUGUGCCCUAGAUAAGUAGAUAGAUGCAUAAAGCAAAUACAAUUUUCGUUCGAUGUAAUACGCUUUAGUUCCUUUUGUACAAUAUAUUUUUCGUUUUUAUUUAGGUCGAUGAUUACUAAAUUUACGUAUCUGAUGUGUAAUAAACUAAUGGCGGUGUGUAAUUAAACCAAAAUGUA